Fusarium tjaetaba is the source of this 1119-nucleotide messenger RNA. Its product is annotated as 3-hydroxyisobutyrate dehydrogenase. Gene Ontology annotation, molecular function: NADP binding; NAD binding; 3-hydroxyisobutyrate dehydrogenase activity. Gene Ontology annotation, biological process: L-valine catabolic process. The transcript is spliced from 7 exons. The record is from RefSeq and is a predicted model, not a curated record. Gene Ontology annotation, cellular component: mitochondrion. Bases 1 to 1119 code for a protein of 372 amino acids. NCBI's taxonomy places the organism in Eukaryota, Fungi, Ascomycota, Sordariomycetes, Hypocreales, Nectriaceae.
AUGCAUGCCCACAAGACCCUCCGACAAUCUAACAUUCGUUCGAGCUUUACUCGUUCUCAGCGACGACGUGUGCGGGGGGGCUCGCCUCAUCGUCAUUUUGCGACAUCCGCUGUCGCUUCGACGAUUGAAAGGUCUAACACAAUCGGCUUCAUCGGCCUCGGCGCCAUGGGCGGUCAUAUGAUUAGUAACCUUAUUUCAAGGUAUCAGAGCCCCUCGAGCGGAAACAAGGUCGGUUUCGCGUUGUGUGAUGUGAACCAGGCCGCAGUGGACACUAUCAUUAAACGCCAAAAUGCUGAGCACCCCGACGUGCCUCUGAUUAGUUGCUCAACGCCUUAUGAUGUAGCUCAGAAGGCCUCGACCAUUAUCACCAUGGUACCCACCGGAAAGCAUGUGCAGGAAGUAUACGUCGGCGAAGGCAAGAGUGUUCUGAAUGCUCUCAGAGAAAUGAGUCAGGAUCAACGAGCAGAUACUCUUUGUAUGGAUCAGUCAACCAUCGAACAAAGUGUGAGCAAAGCGGUUGCCCUGCAACUACGACAGGUUGGCGCAGAUCUGGUGGAUGCCCCAGUCUCAGGAGGUGUCGUUGGUGCAGAAAAGGGCUCGUUGGCCAUCAUGGUGGGAGGAUCCAAGGUCUCGUAUAAUCGCUCGGUUCCUGUCCUUGAAGCCAUGUCUCGUAAGGUCACAUAUUGUGGUGACCUCGGUGCUGGGCUUGCCGCCAAGAUCUCUAAUAAUCUUUUGCUUGGUAUCACGAUGCUUGGCCUGAGUGAGGCGAUGCUCCUAGGAAAAAGACUCGGAGUCGACCCUCAAGUCCUUGCUGAUAUCAUCAACAAUUCCACAGGACGAUGCUGGUCUAGUGAGGUCAAUAACCCCGUUCCUGAGGUCAAGGUCGGAGAUGCCAGCCCUCCAGCUCACCGACAGUACGAGGGGGGGUUCGUAACCAAGCUGGCUCACAAGGAUCUGGCCCUCGCUGUAUCGGCCGCUGCAGAAGCCAAUGUCCCUCUCACGGUGGGAAGAUGCGUUGAGGAGUCGUACAGGCCGUUGGCCAAGUCUAAGGAGUUUGGAGACCGAGACUUCAGCGUCAUAUACGAGGCUCUUGAUUCCUUGGGCUCAACCAAGGUGUAA